AUGCCAAUCUGCCUUCCUGAGAAGAACCAAGUUUUUGACAACCGAACCUGCACUGCCACCGGAUGGGGAUAUUUAAAGGACAAAUCUAUGGGUGGAGGAACUGUUUCCAACGUUCUUCAGAAGGUGGAUUUGCCCACAGUUCCUUACAAUGAAUGCAAGAACGACUACAGGAACGUGAACACGGUGGUUGAGGAGACCAUGAUCUGCGCUGGUCCCAAAGAGGGCGGAAAAUCGGCUUGCCAGGGUGACUCCGGAGGACCUCUUCAAUGCUCGAGGUCGGACGACCGCUACGUCCUCGCGGGGUGCACAUCUUGGGGUACUGUAUUUGGAAAGGCAAAUCAGCCAACCGUCUUUGCCAGAGUAUCGACACAACUGGACUGGAUCGCAGCGUCGCUGGAACGACACCAUGAGUCUCCGGCAGCUUUCUGGCCUCCAUGUUUCGCAAGAAUAGACCCGUGUAAUCAUAGUGUGUGGCCUUGUUUUAUUGACCUGUUCUAA
Messenger RNA from Ixodes scapularis (black-legged tick), 498 nucleotides. Its product is annotated as plasma kallikrein-like. The transcript is spliced from 3 exons. NCBI's taxonomy places the organism in Eukaryota, Metazoa, Arthropoda, Arachnida, Ixodida, Ixodidae. Gene Ontology annotation, molecular function: serine-type endopeptidase activity. The record is from RefSeq and is a predicted model, not a curated record. Gene Ontology annotation, biological process: proteolysis. Bases 1 to 498 code for a protein of 165 amino acids.